Vigna angularis (adzuki bean) is the source of this 2908-nucleotide messenger RNA. Its product is annotated as two-component response regulator-like APRR2. The record is from RefSeq and is a predicted model, not a curated record. Gene Ontology annotation, cellular component: nucleus. NCBI's taxonomy places the organism in Eukaryota, Viridiplantae, Streptophyta, Magnoliopsida, Fabales, Fabaceae. Gene Ontology annotation, molecular function: DNA-binding transcription factor activity; transcription cis-regulatory region binding. Gene Ontology annotation, biological process: positive regulation of DNA-templated transcription; phosphorelay signal transduction system.
AUGGCACUGAUGAGGAAGAGACACCUUAUGAAGUUAUGUUACUUCAUCAUAAAAAUGGUUUAAACCUCUAAAAGUCCAACGCCAAUUAGAAACUAUUCCCUUAAUAAGUAGUUGAGGGUGUUUUCCUGCAACCAUUUCUUCUUGGUUGAUGGGUGAAGUUGCCGGUAUCCCCAGAAGAAGGGUAGUGUUGGAAUAUUAACCUUUGAAGAAGUAGCAGAAAGGUUUCUGAGAGCCUUACUUGUGGUCCGUAACCGCUGAUGGCAACUGCUCAGUGGUCACAGGAACCACCAUCCAAAGCCACCACUUAACUUUCCUCUUCCCUUAACUUCCAUUCUUUACAUCUUCCCCGUCUGUUUAUUAACAAUGCAAUAAGAGGAGAAAGAAAGAACAAAGCUUAAGCAAAGAAACUGAACAAUCAUUUUCUUUUAUGCCGAGGUCUCAUGGAAGUGUUCUGCAUUUUCUGUCGGCUAUUUAGGAGCUGUUUACCAUUUGAACAAAAUUGAGAAUUGGACUUCGAUAAGCGGUAUUAAUCUUUUACUUUCCGUGGGAGACUGAGAAACGAUGCCAAGCCAGCUAUGGUUUUCACUGCCAAUGAUUUACAAGAAUGGAAAGAUUUUCCCAAAGGACUCAAGGUUCUUCUUCUUGAGGAAGACAGCAUUUCUGCUGCCGAGAUAAGGGCAAAGCUUGAAGCCAUGGACUAUAAUGUUUCUACAUUCUGUGAUGAGAAUGAAGCCUUGUCAGCAAUCUCAAGUAGACCUGAAAGCUUCCACAUUGCCAUAGUAGAGGUGAGUUCGAGCAGUAGCCAGGGAGGUUUCAAAUUUCUUGAGAAUGCCAAGGACUUGCCAACAAUUAUGACUUCUAACAACCAUUGCCUGAACACCAUGAUGAAGUGCAUAGCGCUUGGUGCAGUUGAGUUCCUCAGCAAACCACUCUCUGAGGACAAACUCAGAAAUAUCUGGCAGCAUGUGGUUCACAAGGCAUUCAGUUCUGGGACAAGUAUCCUGUGUGAAUCGCUUAAACCUGUCAAGGAAUCUCUAGUGACUAUGUUGCAGCUCCCAACAGACAAUGAACAACAUGAAAGUAGAGUGUCCAUUGAUAUAGAGAAAGUAUCCAGGUUUACUGAUAAUGAUGAUGUACUGUCUCCUGGAAAUGAUAAAUAUCCAGCUCCUUCAACCCCACAAUUGAUGCAUGGGACAAGAUUGUUAGACGAUGGUGAUUGCCAAGAGCAGACUAAUUGCUCCACAGAAAAAGAAAGUGGGGAACAUGAUGGAGAAUCUAAAUCUGUCGAAACUACAUGUGACAAUAUUGCUGAAACUGAAAGUACUCCUCAAGAAAGGAAAUCUGAUAUGACUUUACCUAGGGAGGAAGUGAAUUUAGUUGACGCUUCCAAGUUUGAGAGUAUUGCCUCUCUACAUACACAAAAAAGAAAGGUUCUAAGCAACCCUGACAAAAAUACAAAAUCUGCAAAUAAAGUAGGCGUUCUUAGUGAUUCAUGCGAGAUAAAGCCAAGACGAAAGAAGAUGAAAGUAGACUGGACGCCUGAGCUGCACAAAAAAUUUGUGAAGGCAGUUGAGCAACUAAGCAUUGAUCAAGCCAUUCCUUCAAGAAUAUUAGAAUUAAUGAAAGUGGAGGGCUUGACAAGGCAUAAUGUGGCAAGCCAUCUUCAGAAGUACAGAAUGCAUAGGAGACAAAUCUUUCCCAAGGAAGAAGAUCGGAAAUGGUUGAAUCAAAGAGAAAGGAGCUAUUGUGUUCAAAGACCAAUCAUGGCCUUUCCUCCAUAUCAUUCUAAUCACACCCAUACUAUGGCUCCUAUAUAUCCUAAGUGGGGACAACCUAGCACUCAAACGGCUGGCAUGCAUAUGUGGAGCACUCCUGGUUAUCCCUUGUGGCAGCCUACUGCUGAACAUUGGCACUGGAAACCGUUUCCAGGGAUGCAUGCAGAUGCAUGGGGCUGUCCAGUGUUACCAGUACCACCUCCUCAAGCUCCUUUUCCCUACUCUAAGAAUAUGCCUGCGUUGCUCAAUGCUGAUGCAACAGGUCACACUUUUACCAUGCCACAAAGUUCCUUAGAGAAUUAUCCGGCAGAGGAGGUUGUUGACAAGGUUGUGAAAGAGGCAGUAAGCAAACCAUGGCUACCCUUGCCUUUGGGCCUGAAACCCCCUUCCACAGACAGUGUGUUGACUGAGUUAUCAAGACAAGGCAUUUGCAGCAUCCCUCCUAGGAGCAGCAAGGGUUGAAAUUGAGAGUGACAUUAAUGCAUGCACCAAGAGUUGUUCUGAUGGUGACCAACCAAAAGGUGGUCCACCUGAUCAAUAACACCCUGUAGCAAUUAUUUUUGUUUUCCUAAGUGUAAUGAGGUUCCAACAAAGAGUUGUUGUUGGGACUAUUUUGUUUUACCUUAUUUGGUCCCAUCACCACCUCACCAACCAAUUUUAGGUCUCUCCUAUUCCGCUGUCUGGUUACAGAUUCCGUGAUGAAAACCAACAAGUAGACUUUGUUUGUUCCUAUCCAAAGCCACAUGCCAAAACAAGGUAACAGGUAAUAAAUGAAGAGAAAAAGUCAGGUGCUUUAAUGCAGUGGUGAACACCCGAUAGGCAACUUGGGCGGUGCAGAAUUUGCCACGCUUCCAUUGAUGCUCUCUUUAAAACUUGUGGUUGUAAAUACGUGAUCAGCAUAACCUUGUGACUGGGAUAUGAAUGUGGUACUUUUGGGGGCAUAAAGUGAUUUUCUAUGAGGGGUGGGGGUCUGUGGGAUGCUUAAUAAUGAUGAAGAGGAUGAUGGGUACGCGUCGUGAAUAAAGUUGAGUACACCACUUUCAAACAUGCUUAGAUCUUCUUCCAUUUCUUCUGAUUUUUACCAAAUCUGAAUCGAUUUAUCCUAAGUCGCACAUCCCUUAUUUGUUCUUCAA